Molecule: messenger RNA, 2562 nt
Organism: Adineta ricciae
Lineage: Eukaryota; Metazoa; Rotifera; Eurotatoria; Adinetida; Adinetidae
Source: the annotation of a GenBank genome assembly
AUGUCGUCGUCUGAUGCAGAUCGUGAUCAUGUUUGCGAUAAUCCUGAUUGUCCAAUACGCAAUAGAGAUCAUCAGGUUAUGAGCCUGAUAUUAAGCUAUACGGAUAAAAAAUAUGAUAUAGCAUUACAUGCACAUGUUCAGUCCCCACCAUUCUUGACCGUCGCUCAAAUUAUAAAAGAUGCGAGAGAAUUUUUAUUUCUUAAUGACAUGCCUCUGGAAGAUAUUCGUCUUGUUGGAUUUCACUCUAAGACCGAUUAUACUACGGUAGGCGACAGUGACAAAAAUGCAAGUCUAGAACAAAUAGGUGUAACGAGCGGUUGCGUACUUGAUUUUGAACCAACAUCUAAUGCAGUUCCACCAAAACAAUGUGAGUUAACUAUUGUUGGACCGGAUCAGAUGAAAACAGUUACUUAUGAAUGGUACAGAGCAACGACAAAGAUAAGAGACCUCUUAGAACAUAUUAUCGAACAGUUUUCGCUGCAAUCGAUUGAUCGCAAUCGAAUUCAUUUGUUCACAAUUUUCCAGGAAUUAAAUUUAAUUGACGGCAUAAAUUUACGAAUGAGCGAAUUAGGUCUACAUACUCGAAUGAAUAUUCACGUUGAAAUUAUUCCACCGCUAUCGUCAACUGAACUUCGAGACGAUGCAGACGUCCGUGUUGAAUGCAGUAAUGAAGAAGAAGAAUUUGUUUUAAACGUAUCGAAGAGAAAAACGCUUGAUAACUUAAAACAGAAGGUCCAACAACGUUGUAAAAAUCGAACACCACUUAAUUUUACAAUACGAAACGAAGCGAACGAGGAGAUUUCAUUGGUGGAUAGUGACAGAACUUUGCAAUCGAUCGGUAUUAAAUCCGGUCAUACGAUCUACGCUACUUUUCGCCUGAAAAAUCAACAAUCGUCAGCGACUACUACAAACGAAGAACAACUAUCCAGUCCAUCGUCCGACGCUAAUGUAAAAAACGAUAAGAUUACAGUUAUUUGUCAAUUGCCAACAGAAAAUCCGGUGACUACUCAACUACCCAUCAAAGACACUGUCGGUCGAUUAUUGAAAUAUAUUGACACUCUUAUAGUUCACCGUCGGUUGGUGAUAUCCAAGAUAAGUUCGGACAAGAUUUCGAUCAAUCGUGACGAAAACCGAUCUCGAUGUUUUGUCGACAUGGGGUUUCAACCAGGUGAUGUUAUCUACGUUUCGACAAAAGACAGAACACCUGUUCGUUCAACAAUCGUAAGCGAUCGCUCAUCAUCACCACCUGAAAUAGAAGAAAAGCCGAAGAGUCUGAAGAAAUUACCUAUAGGCCUAGACAAUCUCGGUAAUUCAUGUUAUAUGAGUAGUGCAUUUCAAUGUCUUGCUCAUAUUUCACCUUUAACAGACUUCUUUCUGAACAAUAUUGACCGUGCUCAUCUUGCUAAUAAGAAUACUGAUGACUUGAAUCCGUUUGAUGAGGUAGGAUAUGUAAUUGGCGCCUACGCUGAUCUACUUUGGAAUUUAUGGCGAUGUGAUGAGGUGGAUCAUGGUGGUUAUUCAUUUAAACCUACUCGUAUUAAAGGAUGCAUGGCAGACACACAUCCACGUUAUGGUAGACAAGAUCAACAAGAUGCUCAAGAGUUUAUGAGCUGCUUUCUCGAGAUUAUUCAUCAGGAAAUCAAAAAAUCGAAUAAAAACGAACGAGAUACAAUUAUUAAGCAAUUGUUCUUUGGUCAAAUAACAUCAAUCAUCACAUGUAUGAAGUGUCAAAAAGCCACAUCAAUCACACAACCGAUUAGUUUUUUAUCAAUUCCUCUCAAUCGUCAAGAACGUACAUUUUGGAUUAAGUUUAUUCCGAUGCAAGGAGAAGACAUGGAAACAUAUAUUGAUGUUUCUGUAAAUGCUGAAGUUGGACAUAUUGUUGCGUUUUUUGCAGAGAAAUUCAACGAUCCACCGUUGUUCUUCCAUAUACUUGCUAUGUUACCCGAGGGUGAGGUGGACCUUCGGACGCCACUCAGAGAAAUCCUUACCGAUGAACUCAUAUUUAUGGAGCAAGAGCAGCGUACGAAAAAUAAAUUUCCACCGCCUUUGAACAUACCAAAAAGAGCGCCCACACUGGAAAAUUGUCUCGAAGAUUUUCUUUCUCCCGAAAUUUUAGAGGAAGAACGAUCGUGUUCAUAUGAAAAAUGUAGACAAAAAGCACAAGUGAUAAAACAACUCAAAUUCCAUACGCUUCCGUCAGUAUUAGUUAUUCAAUUUAAACGAUUUUUACACGAAAAUGGUUUACAUCAGAAAAUUCACACGCAUAUCAAUUACCCAAUAACUGGACUUGAUCUUAAUCGGUUUUUACCAACACCAUCAGCAGAUGCAAUUUAUGAUUUAGUUGCAGUUUGUAAUCACUCAGGAGGAGUUGCUGGCGGUCAUUACACCGCAUGUGCUCAACAUUCAUUCGGAAAUAAGACAAACUGGUAUAAAUUCGAUGAUGCGUAUGUGAAUCGAAUCAAACCUGACGAUUAUGAUUUUGAAAUUGUCACUCGUAAAGCAUAUCUUCUGUUUUAUGUUAAACGAAGUUGUCUGCAAAGCCAAUCAGCAACAGAAUAA